AUCCCGAGAGUGAGCGGGUCGAGCUGCCUCGCGGAGCAAGCUCAGGGAAGAGAGAGCAGCUGCUCUGGGGAAAGGGGGACAUUCGCAAGCUUCCCAGGCAGCGAACUAGCGCGCAGACAGCCCUACCCACCCAGCCCGGGGUUGCAGCGUCAGCGCACGGAGCGCCGCUGUGCUCUCCCGGGCAAGUUUCCUAGGAGUGUCCCUUCUCUCCACGGACACUGCAAAGUCUCCAGUUCUCCAACAGAUCUUUCCCUCGCAGCUCUGAAGUCCAAGUACUCGCUGGCUGCCGCGCAGAGUCCCGGGGCCGGCGGGCUGUGGUGGAGGGACACCACCAGGCAAAUGCCAGCAUCAGUAUGAGAGCCUGGACUUUAGCCCAGGUCGGUCCUCACCCCGGGGGGCCGCUGCUUUGCCCGGUGCAUCUUUGAGGAGCUGCUCACUUUUACCCCUUGCGAGUCUUUGUUCCAAGCAAGAUAUUACUCGGAUUUUCUAAUUAACUCCCUCCAUUCCGAAGGAGUUCGGAGGCUGGGAUGCCUCUACCUGCUUGAAGGAUGUUGACUCUUGAGUGGGAGUCGGAAGGACUGCAAACAGUGGGUAUUGUUGUGAUUAUAUGUGCAUCUCUGAAGCUGCUUCAUUUGCUGGGACUGAUUGAUUUUUCAGAAGACAGCGUGGAAGAUGAACUGGAAAUGGCCACCGUCAGGCAUCGGCCCGAGGCUCUCGAGCUUCUGGAAGCCCAGAGCAAAUUUACCAAGAAGGAGCUCCAGAUUCUUUACAGAGGAUUUAAGAAUGAAUGUCCCAGCGGGGUUGUUAAUGAAGAUACCUUCAAAGAGAUUUACUCGCAGUUCUUUCCACAGGGAGACUCUACAACAUAUGCACAUUUUCUGUUCAAUGCAUUCGAUACGGACCACAAUGGAGCUGUAAGUUUUGAGGAUUUCAUCAAAGGUCUUUCUAUUUUGCUUCGGGGGACAGUACAAGAAAAACUCAACUGGGCGUUUAAUUUGUAUGACAUAAAUAAAGAUGGCUACAUCACUAAAGAAGAAAUGCUUGAUAUAAUGAAAGCAAUAUACGACAUGAUGGGUAAAUGUACAUAUCCUGUCCUCAAAGAAGAUGCUCCCAGACAACAUGUUGAAACAUUUUUCCAGAAAAUGGACAAAAACAAAGAUGGAGUCGUUACCAUAGACGAAUUCAUCGAAAGUUGUCAAAAAGAUGAAAACAUCAUGCGCUCCAUGCAGCUCUUUGAAAAUGUGAUUUAACUUGUUAAAUACGUCCUCAAACAGACAAAUGUGAACGAUUCUAUCACACAAAGCUGGAGCUACCACUUUUAGCAUAGAUUGCUCAGCUUUACAAUGAGGCACAUUAUGCAAACAAGCUUUGUUUUAAUAUAAAGCAACCCCCAAAAGAUUUCAGUUUUCCAUUUAUAAAUCUGCAUCCUUUUCAUAAUGCCACCGAGUCCAUGGGAUGUUCUAAGUCAUUUCAUACCCUGUGAAUACUCAAAAGGAAUAGAAUCUGGCAUAUAGUUUUAUUCAUUCUUUAGCCAUGUGAUUAUUGAAGCUUUCACAUUAUUGGUGAUUUUAAAAUAUCAGUGUUUUUUGCUACUCACUUCUAUGUAUUCAGCCCCAGGAUUUUAAACGGUUUUCUAAAAUAGUAGCAUCUGUACUUAAUUUCCAGCUAUUAGUUUCCAUGUUUGAAUACUGUAAUUCCAGUUAUACUUUAAGUAAACAAGAUUACUAUAAUUGGGGGAAAACACACACACACACACACAUAGUCCCGGUUUCUCUGGAUUUGCUGCCUUCUGUUAAGAUAUUCAUUUAUCUGGCAUUUUUUAUAAUGCAAAACAAAUUAUCCCAGAAGCCCGCAUAUGCCUAAUAGAGCUUAUUUAAUAAGCACUUCUCAGUUUUUCAUAAUACAUAUUAUAGCCAAGGCCUACAUGAUAUAUGUAAUUUUGGAUUUGUUCAAUCCUAUAGGUUGACUGUUUUCUGUCACUAAGUGGAAGUCCAAGAAGGUGUGAAACAAAGCGAGGAUGUCCACAGGCUUAUGAAAAGGGUCAGGACAUCUGUCCUCUACUCCAUGGCAAUGCUUAGCAAGUUCAUUCUUAACCGCAUUCAAGGCCUAUUCCAUCCUGACUCCCUCCUGGCACCUUUACAUUAUGCGCCAUUGAGGGACAAAGAAAUCUCGGCUACCCCAAUGCCUACUAGAUACAAACAGCAAGCAGAAUUCACUUUGAAAGCACUGAUUCCAUUAUAUUAAGCACUAGAAUACCCAAAUUUAGUAGAAAAUGAAUAUAAAUGCUAAGCAACUCCUCUGGAUUGUAUUAUGAUUUAGCUCAUCAUAAAACUCCAAUUAUUCAGAUUAUUUUUAAUGACCUUAAGCCAAAAUCAUAAAGCUGCCACAGUAUUACUAAAGAUACACACACCUUCCUUGUUUUGCAGAAAUAUCACCAAGACCAAGAGGCUAGAGUAGGAGGAAAUUUGCAACUGUCUCUGCAACAAUAAAUCAGGUAUCUAUUCUGGUGUAGACAUAGGAUGUUGAAAGCUGCCCUGCUAUCACCAGUGUAGAAAUUAAGAGUAGUACAAUACAUGUACACUGAACUUGGCCAUCGCGUGUUUGUGUAAACUCAAUGUGCACAUUUUGUAUUUCAAAACGAAAAAAUAAAAGCAAAUAAAAUGUUUAUAACUCUA
Messenger RNA from Capra hircus (goat), 2675 nucleotides. It is a transcript of the gene KCNIP4, whose product is annotated as potassium voltage-gated channel interacting protein 4. The coding region runs from base 549 to 1250 and encodes 233 amino acids. The transcript is spliced from 8 exons. The record is from RefSeq and is a predicted model, not a curated record. NCBI's taxonomy places the organism in Eukaryota, Metazoa, Chordata, Mammalia, Artiodactyla, Bovidae. Gene Ontology annotation, cellular component: voltage-gated potassium channel complex. Gene Ontology annotation, biological process: regulation of potassium ion transmembrane transport. Gene Ontology annotation, molecular function: potassium channel regulator activity; calcium ion binding.